Hyla sarda is the source of this 1608-nucleotide messenger RNA. RefSeq names its product leucine rich repeat containing 34 (gene LRRC34). Gene Ontology annotation, molecular function: protein binding. The transcript has 11 exons. Bases 197 to 1414 code for a protein of 405 amino acids. NCBI's taxonomy places the organism in Eukaryota, Metazoa, Chordata, Amphibia, Anura, Hylidae. The record is from RefSeq and is a predicted model, not a curated record.
CAGUGUGCUGUGCCCGGUGCCCGCUCUCCUCCGCUGUCUUGUAUGGAGCUGUAGCUACAAGCAGUGUAUAGGCGGCUGCCAUGGCAACCGAGCACAACACACAGCGAAGACGGGCCGGAGCCGUACACUGCAGGUGACUCCAUGUACUGCGGGUUAUUUCUCUAUUCUGUGUCCUUGUUAUGGUAAAUCCCGGGCCAUGGCCAUAGCUCUGAGCCAGCAGUAUAAUAGGGCCUGUACAGACUUAAACCAACCAGUCAACCAGUUCAUUGAAGUAAUGUUCAGGCAAUAUACAUCUACAUUGAAGAUUUGUGGAAAUAAUCGACUAGUGGCCGUCAAACGUGUUACAGAUGAAGAUUUUCUUGCUAUUUCUCGUGUAUUAAAAGAAAAUAAUUUCAUAACAAAUCUUGAUCUUAGGUUCAACAAUUUGACCAAUAAUGGGGCAGCGUACAUCGCCAAAUUUCUUCAGGAUGGCUGCUCCCUGUUCCAUUUAAACCUUAUGGGGAAUGACAUUGAAAUAGAUGGUGCAGGACACAUUGCUAAAGCUUUGCAUAGGAAUGACACUCUUAGAAGCCUGAGGAUGACAGGUAACAAAAUUGGCAACAAGGGAGCAAUGUUCUUUGCUGCAAUGCUGCAAAUAAAUUCAACUCUCGAAGCACUGGACCUCGGAGACUGCGACUUGGGCAUAGAAAGCUUGAUAGCAUUUUCUACAGUCCUAAAGCAAAAUGACUCGAUAAAAUCGAUAAAUCUAAACCGCCCUUUGUUUUAUGUUUUGCAGGAGGAUACUACCAAUCACAUAGCUCGAAUGUUAAAGGUGAACAAUACUCUUAAGGAGAUCCAUCUGUCAAAACAUGAGAUGACAGAUUCUGGAGUUGAGCGUCUUUGUGAAGCCUUACAUGAAAACAGGACUCUAAAAUAUCUCGAUCUAAGCUGCAAUAAAAUAACCCGUGAUGGCGUCAAGUGCUUGGCAAACCUACUGAAGACAAAUGCAGUACUGGAGAUCUUAGACUUGACAUCAAACAGAAUGGAAGAUGAAGGUGCAAUCUACCUGGCUGAAGCUAUUCAUUCAUACAAUCACAGCCUGAGAGCGUUAGCAAUUGUAAGUAACAAUAUCACUGGACAAGGACUCAAGGCUCUGGCAGCUGCAAUCAAAGUAAAUAAAGGGCUAGAAUACAUCUAUAUUUGGGGUAACGUACUUGACGAAGAUGCCUGUUUGGCAUUUUCAGAGCUCCUCUUGACCGGUCGCCUGAGUGCCUCCUCCACAGAUGUACAGCCCUGUAUGGUUGAUGGUCGUGUCUACCUUGCAGAACUCUUCCAUGGUCUAAAGAAGCAUUAUUAUUGGACUCCAUCUUACGGCAUUGCAGAUGAUCCUGUAUGUAACUCCAGUCUCACAAUAAUAAAUGAUCAUACGUCCUGAAGGCAAAAACAAAUUUCCCUGAAAAGAUAUGCUAUUUAUUUAAGCCAGGGCUUACCAAAACUACAAUAAAUGUGUAUAAUCACCAUUAACAUGGCAAUACUUACAUUUUAUGUCACUUUUGAAGAACACUAUGCUUAAAACAUGCAAACAUUUUUAAAGAUACAAAAGUUUGAAAAUAAAUGGAAAUAAAAGGA